AUGUCUGUCAAAAUCGAGCCCGGUUAUUCCAUUCGCCGGAUUGGCGAUUGCAAUGAAGAUGAAACUCAAACUGCGGGUGCAAACGAGUACGUCGUCUGUUGUCCAAAGGGACACGAGCUAUCACUUCAGCAACGUUCAAGCGACUUGAACUGGCUAUGCUUAACCUCGGAGACACAAUCUUUCAAUAAAGUGUGCGCGAACUCAACUUGGGACUUGUGGUACGCGGAGGGGUUCUUGUGCUGCGAACCUGGCAUGAUCGGGUAUCUUAGUAAAGAUUCAGGUGGUGACAUCAGAAAAUCGACUUUUGGUUGCAAUACAGAUGCAUAUAUCAAGAAUAAUGGCACUAAGCUGAAUAUUGAACGCGGCACACGCUCGACUCCUGAUUGCUCCGAAUUUGAGCAGAGUCCAGCCGAAGUUGAAGGAGAAGGUAGACCAUUGGGUGAACUGAAUGACACCGCUUCUAAACGAAACGAGCUUGAGGCCGACAAAGUAUCACGACAGGAGUUGGCUGCCAGUGGCCACGCAUUCAAGAAGACGAAUGAAGUGCCGCCCUCUGAGCUAGCUUGA
Penicillium cosmopolitanum is the source of this 567-nucleotide messenger RNA. RefSeq lists its product as uncharacterized. The record is from RefSeq and is a predicted model, not a curated record. The transcript is spliced from 2 exons. NCBI's taxonomy places the organism in Eukaryota, Fungi, Ascomycota, Eurotiomycetes, Eurotiales, Aspergillaceae. The coding region runs from base 1 to 567 and encodes 188 amino acids.